AUGUUGCUCAACGCUGAAAUCGCCCUCUCAACUUCCAAAGUUCUCUUGGUCCCGUACUCGACAUGGCACGUUCCCCGCUAUCAUGAGUGGAUGCAGGACGAGGAAAUCCAAGAAGCAACUGCCUCAGAACCACUAUCCAUCGAAGAGGAAUAUGCCAUGCAGCGCAGCUGGCGACAAGACGCUGAUAAGCUAACAUUCAUCGUCUGCCGGCCACUCACCUCAUCCGAAGCAAAAUCCAUUGCACUAUCUACUGAGAGUGACUCUUCCCAAAACAUGGUUGGAGACAUAAACCUCUUCCUCCGCAUCGACGAUGGCGACGAAGGAGACGCACCGCCCGAAAUAGUCGGGGAAAUCGAGCUUAUGAUCGCCGAAAAGGCGAACCAGGGGCAAGGCUUUGGGAAAACGUCUCUGCUUGCCUUCUUGCGGUAUAUUGUCGAGAGACAAGCCGCUAUCAUUGAAGAAUUUGUCAAUGCUGAUGUCCAGCCGGAGACGGUGGAUAAGUUGAGGGGUGCGCGGGCGAGUCUGGGGUUCGCGUGUUUGAGUGUUAAGAUUGGACAGGCGAAUUUGAGGAGUUUGGCGCUGUUUGAGAGCCUUGGGUUUAAGAAGGUUUCUGUCGAGCCAAAUUUUUUUGGAGAGUUUGAGUUGAGAAGGGUGGAGCUGGGGAUUGGGGCUAUUGAUGAGGCGCUUGCUGGGGCUGGUGUGAAUGAUUAUCUGGAGAUACCUUAUACGCGCAAGGAAUAG
Messenger RNA from Penicillium cataractarum, 741 nucleotides. RefSeq lists its product as uncharacterized. The transcript is spliced from 3 exons. NCBI's taxonomy places the organism in Eukaryota, Fungi, Ascomycota, Eurotiomycetes, Eurotiales, Aspergillaceae. Gene Ontology annotation, molecular function: N-acetyltransferase activity. Gene Ontology annotation, biological process: protein acetylation. The record is from RefSeq and is a predicted model, not a curated record. The coding region runs from base 1 to 741 and encodes 246 amino acids.